CAUUCCCCAUUGGGAACCAGCAGGAAACUGGACAGCAUAAAGAAAGUUAAUUGCUUUAACAUGCAACCGAACUAUUGAAAGGAAAUCAAUAUAACCCCAACCCAGACUACUCCAGCAAAAGCAGUCAUUAAUCAGAACAAAGAAGAGACCUAGCUGGCAGGAAGAUACAUAGGAAGUUUCCAACAAGUGUUGGCACCGUGGGCUCCGCUCUAGACAGUUAGUACCAGUUGCCAGGCUCUGCUUGUGCUCACUUCUCGCCUCCCUCCGCAGCACACAUGUAAUACGAAACCUCACAUCUCCAGAACGACCAACAACAAAAAAAGAGCUCAGGCAGAGACAGCAGCUGGCUGUCAGCAGCAGAGUGGAGAGGGGCCAAGCGAGGAAAGAACCCCAAGCCAGAGAGGGGCAGAAUGGGGGGAGAGAGACGUGAAGUUUAAGAAGAAAGAAAAAUAACAACAGGAGGAGGAGGACAGUCCCGCAGCACUGUUGUGGUACAGCUGUGUGAAUGCCAAGUCAUAAUAAGAAGUUUUUACUCCGUGUUGCAAAGGCAGGAAAUGUGGACAUUCCGAUUUUCUCCUGUAAUGAGCUCCAAAGUCUUGCCCCUGUUGCCAGAAGAGCACUGGCUCCUGCUCUCAUGUUCCUGUUCCCAGUGAAUGUACUACUGAGGGAGGUCAGCUGCAAAGAGAUACACAGAGAUGGAGAAACUGUGACAUGAAGAGACUGAUUUGUCUAAGGUUAAACAGUCCAUUGGUGGCAAUGCUUGCUAUAGAAUCUAGGAACCCAGUUUCCAGUUGCCUUCUCUAACCCCCAACAACAUUCUAUCCUUGGAAAGUAAACUGCCAGUUAAAGUGGGGACUUCAAGCCAGAUGGGGACUGCAUCUCCGGUAUCGUACAGAGAUCACCAGCGGCCAAACUGGUUUCUUCUUAUCAUCUGAAAUGCUGUAAAGUAACGGAGUGAGAAUAACAUCAGCUACUUUCCUUUGUAAACAAGAACAGAGUAAUGGAACUGUAUCUUUCACAGAGAGGUAUCCCUUUUAAUAAUUCUUUGCUCUGAUCCUCUGUACCACCUUUCAUCUGUUACUGUAAGUCUUCUGCAGCUUCUUUGAAAAACAAGCGUACUAAAUGAAUUAAUCUUUAUAACUCUUUUGUGAUGUCAGUAAGUAUCAUCACCCUUGCUUUAUAGAUAAGGAAGUUGAGGCCCCCAGAGAAGUUAGGUGAUUUGUUCAAGGUCACAAAGUGAAUCAGUGCUACGAAUAGAACCCAGUCCUUCCCAUGUGCUAAUCCUGGAAAAAUCCUGGCCCCACUGAAACCAAUGGGAGUUUUACCACUGGUUUCGAUGGGAGUAAGAUCAAGUCCAAGGUUAGUUCUGAGCAAACAAUUUAUAUAAUUGGUGGAAUGGAAGACUGACAGUUUUUUGGGGGGGGGGGUUGGAGGGAGGGAGGAGAAUAAGUGGAAGAGGGAAUUCUGCAAAGUUGUUUGGUUCUGUGAUUAUAAAUCCUGAAACGCUGUGAAUUUCUGGAGCUAGCAUCUCACUUAGUAGAGUGGAAAAGUAUUUACUCCCUUGUUGGCAGCCAGAUACUUCACUGCUGACUGCAGUUCAAACUUUCUCCCUAUAGAGUGUUCAAAUCAAGAUAAACAAGCAACAUUCCUUGCAACUUUUACACAUCAGACUCCUUCACCCCACAAUGGUGUUAGGUAGCCUGACCUACAGAACACCCAUUGCUGAGGAAAGAAAGUCAAGCCAGGAUCCUGGUCAACCUAUAUAGACUGAACCCUACAUUAAGCCAUACAGUGUUACACUCAUGCUACAGUAGCAAUUCUACACUUCACACCAAAACUCUGGAGGCCUAGCUCAUAUCAUACUAGCAACUCACUCCCCAGCCCAGAGCAGGGCACAAAAACAUUUCUGACAGACUGUUUGCUGUGGAAUCUUCCAGGCAGAAAGACACAAUCCGCAGGGACAAAACAAAGUGUUUUACCUCUAAAGCAACGAUCAGAGAGCACAGACUGUUUUGCGUCUCCUCACACCUUCCAUUUGUUGGACUGGAAAUCAAACAGACAUACAGACAUAGACUCCUGUAACAGUGUGUGAGGUGGAAGAAAAGCCACUAGUGGAACAGUUCACUUUAAGCAUGGAGAUCAAUCCUGGAAAGAAAUAUUUAACCCUGGUUUGUGCAAUGGCCAUUGUAGCCUAUAGGGCUAGCUUACCUUUAUUACAUUCACGGCUUUGCCUUCAUUCUGCCUUUAUUAUAUUCAGCAAUAAUGCAAGGAACCUACAGGCCUGUAUCUUUUAAGACUUUAGCUUCCGCAGUUAUCAUCAGACUUGGGGCCUAUAAACUCUGGCACAGGUAAAUGGUCCAAUGAAAAACCCCAAGUAUUGGUGAGCUGAAAGAGUGUUUAAGGAGAAAUCCCACACAAGAGUGUCAUUAGCGAUGAAUUGAUGUACAUGAUAACUGGUACAUAAGCUACCGCGCAUUCUGAACCACAAGGGUGCCAAGGCAACGAAUUUACGUAUAUGAUAAUAAAUUGAGAUCACUGAUAUACUAAACCUAUAGGAGGAGGACACCAAACAUUAGCAAGUGUAAUACAACUUGAACAGUGCUGGCCAGGAUGUCUUCUGAAGGCUUUCUGAAUGAAAUACAGACCAUUGGUGAGAAAUUCCUGCUUAAGCUCCAGAAACUGCCCAAGGCUGAACCUGUGGAGAUAGUGUCAUUUUGUAUUAUCCUCUUCUUUAUCGUUACUGUGCUGUCACUGAUGAUCAUAGCCUGCAGCUGUUGCUGCUAUCGCAAUGGAGGCCCUGAUCAGAGAGGCAGGAAGAUCCAGAUCCAGCCAACUGCUCAUGUGUGAAAUGCAUCAGGAGAAGAAAGUGAAAGAGGAUACAGGCAGCCAGUGUGGUUGAAUCGCCUGGGAAUGACACUCUCUACACUAACUCUCUGAACGGGUUGGUGGGAGUAAAUAAGAAUAUGCUGCAGAGGAGGCAAGUGGAUCAUAAGAUGGGUUAGGUGGUUCUGCAAUGAUCACUGCCGGGGUCUGUGAUGUGGUGACACAGGUAACACUAUUCUGACAUCCUUGUCCCCUUGCCAUAGCCAGAUACAAAAACAGACUUUUUCUCAACGCGAACAUUGCAGCUGGGCAAGCAGCAAAUUCCAACAGGCUCCCUCUUUGUGAGCCAAGAGCAGCAAACCAUGACGAAGACCACAUGCAGACUGCCCCAGGGUUAGGAAGGUCCCCUGCUCUCUUGAUAACUGACCUAAUCCAGAGAGGUGGUGCUGGGCACCAGCAACUCCUACUGUCAUCACUGGAGAUGUCCAUUACCAGCACCCCUCAGGAUCAAACCCAAAGUAAGUAUGGCUUUUCGUUCCCUGUCCUACUGUCUUUAAAACCAUGAGUAGUAGAGUACGUGAAAUUUAACAGACAUCCACUCAGAGCACAGCAUGACAUUGACUUUCAGCUGGCGCGUGAGCUCAGAGACUGGAAAUACAGUUGGCAUCAAAUGCUCCCUGCUUUUAUUUUUCUCAGCGUUACAAAGACAAGAAAACUGCCAAAGAGGAAACCAAUUAGACUAUGUGCAAUAUCCAUUGUAUACUAAAAGGAUGAAGGCAAGAGGAGAAAACCCUAACACAAAUUGUUUUGUUUGCUUGCCCUGCCAGUAAUCAUUU
This is a messenger RNA of Dermochelys coriacea (leatherback sea turtle), 3659 nucleotides long. It is a transcript of the gene SMIM5, whose product is annotated as small integral membrane protein 5. The record is from RefSeq and is a predicted model, not a curated record. The transcript is spliced from 5 exons. Bases 2611 to 2847 code for a protein of 78 amino acids. Lineage: Eukaryota; Metazoa; Chordata; Testudines; Dermochelyidae.